This is a messenger RNA of Condylura cristata (star-nosed mole), 2339 nucleotides long. It is a transcript of the gene AP1S3, whose product is annotated as adaptor-related protein complex 1, sigma 3 subunit. Gene Ontology annotation, molecular function: clathrin-cargo adaptor activity. The record is from RefSeq and is a predicted model, not a curated record. The transcript is spliced from 5 exons. The coding region runs from base 1 to 492 and encodes 163 amino acids. Gene Ontology annotation, cellular component: intracellular membrane-bounded organelle; AP-1 adaptor complex; membrane coat. Gene Ontology annotation, biological process: intracellular protein transport; vesicle-mediated transport. NCBI's taxonomy places the organism in Eukaryota, Metazoa, Chordata, Mammalia, Eulipotyphla, Talpidae.
AUGUCCCAAGAAGGCAUCAUGAUACAUGGAAUACAUUUCAUUCUAUUGUUCAGUCGUCAAGGGAAAUUACGGCUACAGAAAUGGUACACCACUCUCCCUGAUAAAGAAAGGAAAAAGAUCACCCGGGAAAUUGUCCAGAUUAUUCUCUCCCGUGGCCAACGGACAAGCAGUUUUAUCGACUGGAAGGAACUAAAACUUGUUUAUAAAAGGUAUGCUAGUUUAUACUUUUGCUGUGCUGUAGAAAACCAGGACAAUGAGCUCUUGACACUAGAGAUUGUGCAUCGUUACGUGGAGUUGCUGGACAAGUACUUUGGAAACGUCUGCGAGUUAGAUAUUAUCUUUAAUUUUGAAAAGGCAUAUUUUAUCCUGGAUGAGUUUAUAAUGGGUGGAGAAAUUCAGGAAACAUCCAAGAAAUCUGCCGUCAAAGCCAUUGAAGAUUCCGACAUGUUACAGGAGACGAUGGAAGAAUACAUGAGCAAGCCUACGUUUUAACUAUAUGUCUACUUGAAGACCCUGAGUACAAGGGGUGUGAACCUAUAAAUGAGCAAUGCCUUGCACCCCAUUAUUUGACAGAGCCUCCAGCACCAUGCCAAAACUAACUUAAAAGGGAUUCUUCGUUAUUUAGCAAAAAUUAAAGUUGUUGAACAUAAAAUAUCAUUAUUAUAUGUCUGUAUUACACUAAAUCUGACUACUCAUGGCUCCAGCUGUUAAAAUAACUGCUUUGUAAGCCAAUAGACUGAAUAAUUGUUUGCAAUGUUUUGAUUCCAUGUGCUAUUUUGAAGUGAAUUUAGAUAAACUGUGGCAAUACAUUGUCGCGUUUGACCCUCUACUGACAGCUGAAAAUUGUGCUGUAAUCAGUCCUGGUUUUGAAUGUAAAGGGUUAUCUUAUAUUGAUAAUACUUUUUCUAAAGUUUACUUUUUUAACUGUAUAAUAAUUCAAAUUAUGUUCAUAACUCAGAGUUCACAAAUCCUACUAGAUGUUUUUAAUACACUUAAUCAUAUUGCAGUUUCUCUGCAGAUACAGUAUAUCUGAGGAUGAUGCCCUAAAUUCAUUUAUUUUUUCAGGGUUGGAAUAUAGCAAAGUAACCAAAGAUAGUAGAGGUGGUAAUAAGUGUUGUUGAUGCCUUAAAAGCUGCUAUCUCAGCCAAGGUUUUCAUUUUACCUUUUAAUUGAAUAUAAGGGACAUUCCAGUAGGGUUGUGUUUUCUACAAACUCUAUAUAUUUAUUAAGAUUUUGAGAUAUAUGGAGAUAGCAUCUCUUAUCAUAAAAAUGGUAGAAUAAGAUGAAUAACUAGCAAUUAUUAUUAUGACUACUACUACUUAUAAUAAUCUUUCCUGUUUCAAGCACUUUCAGUUGCUUGAGAGAUUUUGUUUCAAAUAUGUCUUUAGUCAUCUGAUCUAUUUGAGGACAUUAUUAGGGCUUACUUGGAGCAUUUAAUAUCAUGCCUUUCCUAUGGGAGAUGCCUUUCCUUCUUUUUCUCAUCUUCCAAAGGAAGUAUUUGCUGCUGAACAUUCUUGUGAAAAAUCCCAUCUUCGCUGCCUGGAAUGAACGUCUAUGGAACCAGUUAGGCUGUCAUCGGGGAAUAGCCUGUUCUGUCUUGGCGGCCCCGUUCCAUGUCUUCCCUCUGCAAGUCGAUGUUAGUUUGAGGCUUCAAGAAUAUGAAUUUGGUCUUGGGAAAGUGAUGUUUUUCCUAGUGGAGUGUCUAGGCACUUCCCGGCGGACUCACUGUUGAAGUCCAUAGGAGACACUAUGCUGUGGAUCUCCAGGGAACAUGUGUGGAAAAUGGCGCAUUGACGCAUCUGCCAGAAGCAUCUCAGGAAAAAUGGCAAGAGCAGAAAAAUGGAAGGAAAAGUGGACCGAUUCCUCCUUGUGCCUGUUAGAAGGAAAUCACGCAGAUUAGCAUAUGGAGUGAUUAUUGAGCUUUCCCUACUUAAGAUUUCCUCCAAUUAAUCAUGUGAUCCUAUGGACAGCAUCAGAUUGAAGUCUCACAAUGGUUUUGAUCACCUUGUCUAUUUUAAGUCUUCUGCCUUGUGGUUUUGUACUAAUAUUAUUUUAAAAAAUAACUGUAAAGAUGGAUGCUAUGUAAACCCAUCACAGUUUUUCUGCUUCUUUGCAGUUUCCCCCCUCUGGGUGAGGGUGUUCCUUGUGCCUGGUUUGGAUGGGCUGUCUGCUCCUGAGUUUCUGUGCAGACCCUGGGUGAGGGCAGGGCGCCAGACACUCAGAAGUGGUGUCCUCAGUCUUGGGAAAUGGGCUUAAAUGGGCACUGGGGAAAGUUCAAGGAAUUGGAGGGCCAUCUUAUGUGGACCUGGCUGAAAUAAUGUUUUCUUUAUAUUAUAUAA